Molecule: messenger RNA, 2910 nt
Organism: Struthio camelus australis
Lineage: Eukaryota; Metazoa; Chordata; Aves; Struthioniformes; Struthionidae
Source: RefSeq, a predicted model, not a curated record
UGUCUCCUAGGCAGGUCCAACGGCUGAUUGGGCAUAACACUUCUCACGGUGUGUCUUUUAACAGGAGAUUCUUACGCUUUUAACACUACAUAAAUGGACUAUGAUAACCUCCUUGAAUGAGUCAAUGUGAUUGUGAGAUGAGGGGAAAGGUAACGAAGCAUCUGUCCAUUUCUAACUGGCUGACCCAGCUUGGUCUCCCAGAAUAUUGCACACUCUUUGAACAAUAUAAUGGUGUAGAGGACCUACUCCGUCUUACAGAGGUUGAUCUUAGGAAAAUGGGAGUUGAAAACCAAGUCCACCGAACACACAUCAUUUCCAAUAUCCUGCUGCUUCAGGAAAUAGAAAAAAAGAGAGGACUUGUUAAUGAGACAUUUUGGUGCCCAGUGCAGGAUCACGAACCAAGAAUGAUAGCUGCAGGGAAAUUUGCAAGUCUUCACAGAAAUGUCCCAGUGAACCAUCAGUUCUCAUUAGCUUCUUCCAUGGACCUUUUGACCAGCAAACCCUCGCUGGCUGAGCAUCGCACAGAUUCCUUUCAAGACAUCUCUAUCCAUGGCACUCUCCCCAGGAAGAAGAAGGGGACAAUUCCCGUUAGGUCUUGUGAUGUGUUUAGCCACGUGGGAACACUGCCAUACAGCAGGACAUACCAGCAGCAGCCGUCUUUUGUACAGGAUGUCAUAGAAGAGUUUCCUCCACAAGAUGGGAAGAGCAACAAAUUCCAUGUCAGAGCUCAGGGUAUCCUGGAUCCUACGUUGGAAUAUGUUAAGUUUUCUAAAGAGAGGCAACUUACGGACAACAGCCCAGAAAAACUGAAGAAGGAGUUAGAAGAAGAACUGCAGCUGAGUAGCGAAGACUUGCGUAGCCAUGCCUGGUACCAUGGACGUAUUCCUCGGCAGGUGGCAGAAAGCCUAGUUCAGAGAGAUGGAGAUUUUCUGAUUAGAGAUUCUCUCUCCAGUCCUGGGAACUUUGUUCUUACCUGUCAGUGGAAAAAUAGCUCUCAGCAUUUUAAAAUCAACAGAACAGUUCUAAGACUCAAUGAAGCGUACUGCCGUGUUCAGUAUCAGUUUGAACUUGAAAGUUUCGACAGCAUCCCUGGCUUAGUCAGAUACUAUGUUGGGAAUCGCACACCAAUAUCGAAGCAGAGUGGAGCAAUAAUUUUUCAGCCUAUCAACAGGACUGUGCCUCUCAGAUGUCUAGAAGAAAAGUAUGGUGUAUCUCCAGUCCGACAAAAAGAAAAAAGUAUCCCUGAAGGAAAAACAGAGACUGCGAAAAGGCUGAGUCUUGGUGUAUCCAGCAUGCAACCCCAGGAGCAGAGCUUAUCCAGAGGAAAUCUUUUGAGAAACAAAGAAAAAAGUGGUAGCCAGCCAGCUAGUUUGAAUCAUGUCCUGGAGAAAAGAUUUCCCCUAAAGGCUCACCAGUCGGAGAGCUAUCUGCCACUAGGUUCAAGACAUCCUUCUCAGUUACCUGAAGUAGAUGCAAACUCCUGUCCAAGCUCUCCUGCAUUUAGAACAGGCAGUGAACCUUCUCUGAGCCCCACAGUUGUUCUGAAAGUUACCUCUGAGUCACAUGUAGGGGAAGCUCUUAGAGGAUCAGACAGUCAGCUCUGUCCAAAGCCUCCACCUAAGCCCAGCAAAGCACCCUUGCUGAAGCCCCCAGAGUCUCCUUCAGCCUCUCACAGUUCAGAAGGACACUGUUGUGAACUAAGCCCUGCCAGAGGUCCUGCAGCAACAAAACAACCUUUAUGUCAGAAAAACAGCUACGUGGAACAUCUGGUGCUAAAGGAGAGGGGAACACACUCAUUCAGGAACUCUGAAACGAGCUAUUUGAUCCUGGAAGACGAUCCUAUAAUGAGCUCUGCAGAUCCUUUAGAAGCUUCAACUGAACUGGCUGAAGACAACAGCCUGUUUUUUGCACCUGUUCUUGAGACAGUGUCUGGUUUUAAACCGAAUGAUUUUGAAUCCAAACUACUUCCUCCUGAAAACAAACCACUGGAAACAUCAAUGUUAAAAAGGGUUAAGGAGCUAUUUACCAACAACAAUCCAAAGAUUAUUGCCCAACAUAUUCUUAGAAUGGACUGCAAGGUGGCUAGGAUACUAGAAGUUUCCGAAGAAACGAGAAGGGUCAUGGGAGUGAACUCUGGUCUUGAACUGAUUACUUUGCCUUAUGGACAUCAACUGCGCCUUGACCUAAUUGAAAGGCACAAUACCAUGGCAAUAGGAAUAGCUGUGGAUAUCCUGGGUUGCACAGGAAAUCUAGAAGAUAGAGCUGCAACAUUAAACAGGAUCAUCCAAGUAGCAGUGGAGCUGAAAGACUCAUUGGGGGAUUUGUAUGCAUUUUCUGCCAUUAUGAAGGCACUAGAAAUGCCACAGGUCACUAGGUUAGAACAAACCUGGACUGCUCUAAGACAUCAUUACACCCAGACUGCCAUUAUGUAUGAAAAACAGCUGAAGCCAUUUAGCAAAGCUUUGCAUGAAGGACAAGGUGAGUAGACGAGUGUGCAUGAGUGACACUGGUUUCUGUCUAUCCUUACAACUCUCCCUUAUAACUCCUGAGUGCCUGUGUAGGGAGAGGAGGCAGCUGCUGUUGUGCUAGCUGAGUCUCAUAUGUUAAAAGCAACUACAUGAACUUUUGUAAUGCAGUAUAACACAAGGGCAUAGAAGGAACCAUCUGCUAGCACCCAUGCAGACUAUAACAUUCUUUCUCUUCUCAACCCUCCCCCCCCCUUGUGGCGAACUUGCAGAGUGGUUCCUGUCAGUCCCUGCCUCUCUAUCAUCUUGCUUCAGAGAUGGACAGUGGACAAAAAUUCUCCUCCUACCUGUAUAGGGAGAGGGAGAAGACUUCUGGCAGGUUUUGCUUUGCCUAUUGGAGCAGAGGGCAAAUGCUGAAAUACAAAGAAUGGGUCAGUAAUUCCUC